This is a messenger RNA of Uloborus diversus, 6200 nucleotides long. Its product is annotated as sodium channel protein para-like. The coding region runs from base 1 to 4887 and encodes 1628 amino acids. Gene Ontology annotation, biological process: sodium ion transmembrane transport; neuronal action potential; membrane depolarization during action potential. Gene Ontology annotation, cellular component: plasma membrane; voltage-gated sodium channel complex. Gene Ontology annotation, molecular function: voltage-gated sodium channel activity. The record is from RefSeq and is a predicted model, not a curated record. Lineage: Eukaryota; Metazoa; Arthropoda; Arachnida; Araneae; Uloboridae. The transcript has 26 exons.
AUGAUUGAAGUAAAACAUAUUUUGCUUAUUUUAUUUGCAGUUUUGAAUUUAUCUGCUUUGGCGCUAAGAAAUUGUGUCCGGAAGCUUUUUCAGGCAUUUGUUAUUAUUUUAUUUUUUGGAUCUAUUUUCAUUCUUCUUGGGAAACAAUUAUAUAAAGGUGUGUUAACUCAAAAGUGUGUUUCUAUACCACCUGAGAAUAUCACUGAUGCUGAAUUUGCUUCCUUUGUGAGUAAUUCAUCAAACUGGUUGGAAACAAAAAAUGGCUACUAUUAUUGUGGAAACAAUACUGGAUCCAGACCCUGCCCUGAAAACUACACCUGUUUGAAAGGAGCUGAUGGUAAUUCCUAUGUCUCUAAUUUUAACUUUUAUGGAUCAUCAGUGGUGACAAUUUCUCAAUUGAUGACGUUGCAUUUUUGGCAAGAGCUUUACCAAAAAAUGUUGUUGACAGCUGGAUCCCUACAUGUGACUUAUUUUGUGCUUGCCUUUUAUUCAUUUUUAUAUUCAAGUGGACUCAUUUUGGCUAUUAUUACAAGAUCUUAUAAAAAUGUAUUGAGAGAGUUUGAAGUUAUUGAAAAAAAUUCUCAUAUGGCAAAGAAAGAAAAUUUAAGUCGCUGUGAUAUUCAAAAAGGAAUAGUGAAAAGUCCUUCUUGUAAAUCCUAUGAAUUAUUCUCCAGCCAAGUUAUUUCUUCUGAAAAGGUUGAAAGACAGACCUCAGAAAUAAUGGAGUCUUCUAACCGCUCUGCUGAUAAAAAUAUUGACCCGGAUAAAAUUCUUAAAGACCAUGUUGCAGAAGGUAAAUGCAUGAGAGAAACUGUCAGGUCUCAACUGGCUUCAGACAAAGCGAAAGAUUCUCUAUCAGGCUCGUCCACUCAAUUGACUGGUGCUGAAAAUUUUUUCAUAGUUAUUCGCCGUGACCUAGAAAAAAUUAUUUCCAAUUCUGUUAUGGAAUUCUUUUUUUUAACUGCUGUGGCUGCAUAUUUGUCCAUAUCCAUACUUCAAUACAGUCGACUUAAAUUUAUAUCAUUUGAGAGAGCUAAAUUGGCAUAUUAUGCUUUUGCUGGUAUUACUUUAACAGAAGUUGCUUUGAAAAUAAUUGCUUUCACUCCUCGCAAAUACUUUAAAAGUAAAUGGAAUGCUUUUGAUUGCUUAGUAUUGAUUCUUGGUGGUACUGAAUUGAUUCUGCUUGAAGUUGAAAAUCCAGUUUUGUUUAUCCUUCGCUCAUAUAAACUGAUCCGGCUGUUACUAUGCUGUGACACUUGCAACUAUUUGAAGCAAGUUAUGGGUAGCUCAAUAUUUUUAUUUAAACACCCUGCUUCAAUACUGGUGGUAUUUAUGACAAUUUGCAUUGUUACUGGAAUGCAGUUGUAUGGUUAUGAGUAUUUUCAUAGCCCUGAAAGGUUUCCCAAUCAAGAGCCACCUCGUUGGUUCUUUAAAGAUUGCUACAGCUCCUUCUUGUUAGUGUUUACCAUGCUGUGUGGAGAUUGGAAGCAACCAAUGGUGAAUACAGUCCUUUUUACUUCCUGUGCCAGUGAUCUCUUAAUGUUGAUUUUUGUGCUCAUUGGAAAUUUUGUGGUAAUGAACUUAUUCUUGGGUGUUGUUAUGUACAAUUUCUAUUACAAAACCCUGCCUAGAAGUGCCUAUUCAAAAAAUAAAUUGCAAAAUGCUAUUCAAAUAAUUUUGCAGAGCCAGAACAAAAUGUCUGAUGAGAGGUUGAAUAAGAAAGAUUCAAAAAUUGAAGAUUCUCAACAUACAAGCAAUAGUGCUAGUCAAGAAGUCAUGUUGGAACCGAAUUAUAGCAUCACGCAUAACUUCAUGAAAAAUAAAAAGAAAAAAGCCCUCAGAAAUCAGAAUGAGAUGGAAAUUAUUGAGGAUACGUCAUCUGAAUAUAUGGCAGAUUGCUGCCCUGCAUUGUGCUAUUUUUGUUGUUCUUUUUGUAAAGCUGAUGAAAAUCCCAUAUUAUGGCAAAAUUGGGCAGAUAUACGUUGCAAAUUAUAUUGUUUUGUGGAAACAAAACUAUUCAGAAUCACUGUAUCUCUGGUCAUACUUACCAGCAUAGCAACAUUGAUAAUUGAUCGAUCUCAUGGAUCAAAAUAUCCUCAAGUUCAAAAAGCAAUAACAAUCAUGGAUCCUUUCAUUUUUAUGUUAUUUUUGAUAGAAAUGGUGUUGAAGUGGAUGGCCUAUGGUUUGCAAAAAUUCUUUAGAAGUGAUUUAGGGCGCUUCGAAUUUACUAUUUUAUUGAUAUAUUUGAUUGAUUUGUUGUCUAUCAAGUUUUUUGAUGGUCAGAAAAAUAUUUUCAAAGCUCUGAGAGCAUUUCGACUUUUAAGCCUAACCCCACUCCUUAAAUCAUAUCAGGAAACAGUUCCCUUGCCCAUGAAACGCACGAAUUGCAAUGAUGAUAGUGCUACUGCUUCAAGGGAAAGUCUCUUGCACUUACGAAGACUGGAGUGUAAACAUUUUUUAAGUAGACAUUGCAGUUAUAAGCCAUCUGGUUCUGGAGAAAUAUUCCGAAUGGAUUGGAAUGUUCAAGAAGUGCAAUCUUCCAAUCUGAGUGAGAGUAAAAUGCGCCGAAUGUCAUUAACUCACAAAAAGAACUAUCAUGAUUCAAACCUAGCUGCUGGUGCAUCUGAUUGUCUCCCAGAAUUCUGCUACAAUCUGUUUCCGUUUUGCAAACUUGACUGCAGAUUUUCUCGCAUUUUGAAAAAACUUCGGACAAAGAUAUUAAUUUGUGUGAAGAGUAAAUAUUAUCUGGCCCUUAUUACCCUUAUUAUUAUUGCAAGUUCUCUGAAACUGGCUGUUGAAUCAAAUUUCUCGUCAAAUAAGCCUCCUAUUAUUAAACUCAUAUCCAAUUAUGCAGAUAAAAUUUUUGCUUCGUUAUUUCUGUUGGAAAUGUUACUGAAAAUGUUAGCAUUUGGCAUAAAGGGAUACUUUUCUUCAAUCUGUUGUGUUGCAGAACUUGUUAUAGCAUUAACUUCUACAGCUUAUGUUGUACUAAAUGAACUGGCUAUAGCAAAUUACCCUGUCUUGAAAAUUGUGAGAGUUUUUCGACUGCUACACCUGUGCAAACUUUUGAAGUUUAAUAGGCAAUCUGAGUAUAUCUUAACAUCAUUAAGUCAUGCCUUACCUUCAUAUGUUUUGGUGUUUCUGUUUGUAUUCUAUCUCUGGCUUAUAUUUGCUAUAAUGGGAUGUGCCAUGUUCAGUGGAAUGUUGCAGACUUGCAUUGAUGCCAAUGGAUACAAUCUUAAUAUUCUUUCUGAGUCAGACUGUUAUGCUAGUAAUGGUACAUAUAAGAGUUCGCCAGUAAAUUUUGAUUCGAUUGAAAAUAGUUACAUAGCUCUUCUUCAAGUGGCAACAUUGCAAAAUUGGAUUAGUUUUGUGUCUAACAUCAUGGAUAACUCUGAUAAAGCUCAUCACAUGAGAAACGAGAUUUAUACAGCUUUAUUUUUUCCAAUGUUUAUUAUGUUCAGCACAUUUUUGACUUUGAACUUUUUUGUUGGAAUUACAUGCUGUUACUUCAAUGACUUGAAAAAAGAUUCUUUGAAAAAUAGUGACAAUGGAACAGAACAUUUAUACAAAACAGCAGUGAAAAAAAUUGAGCAAACAAAAUUACAAAAGGUGAUACCACCUCCUAAGCUGCAUUUUCAAGCCUUCUUAUAUCGCAUGGUUACAAGCGAUAAUUUUGAGAUUGCUGGAUUUGUAUUCAUUGGACUACACAUGCUUUUGAUUGCUUUGGAUAUGUAUGACCCAGAUCCAUCAGAAAUGUUUGCUUUAGCAAUGACUGAACUCAACAUUUUCUUCAUUGUCAUAUUCACAGUUGAAUGUAUAUUAAAAAUGUUGGCAUUCCGGCAGUAUUACUUCUUAUCACUGUGGAAUCACUUUGAUGUCAUAGUUUUGACUUUAUGCAUUUGUGGAGCACUUUUUGAAAAACUAUUCCCUUCUCCAAUGUUACCCGCAAUGUUACGUCUGGUACGUUUCAUCAAAUGUCGAAGAUAUCUCAGAAGGUAUGCAAGAGGGAUGUUGCCUUUAAUGUACAGCUUAUAUACUUCAAUUCCAGCUUUCUUCACGGUACUUAUUCUUCAAUUUCUGAUUAUGUUCAUCUAUGCAAUUUUUGGAGUUUUUCAAUUUCACAAUGCCAGGCAAUUGUGGGACAUUAGUGAGGAAUUGAGUUUCGAAACAUAUCCGAAAGCCAUGCUUCUACUUUUCCAACUUUCAACUUUAGCAGGUUGGAUCGAUGUCUUGCAGUCACUGUUACAAAAUGGAAAAGAAUCUAUGGUUGCUAUAACUUUCAUAAUAUCUUACAUUAUCAUAAUUUAUUUUAUAGUUAUAAAAACGCACCUGAUUAUCAUCCUAGACAGCUUCAAUUCUGCAAUGCAUGAAUAUGAAAACAUACUCUUACACGAGGAUUAUGAAAUGUUUGCAGAAGUGUGGCAAAAGUUUGAUAAUAAUGCAAGAGGCAUCAUCAAGUUUGGCAAUUUGCCAGAUCUGUUAGAUGUCUUAGAAGAACCUUUUCACUUCGGAAAACCAAAUCGUUUUCUCAUUGCAACGCUCAAUAUACCAAUAUAUGAAGGUGAUGUGGUGUUUUAUGCUGAUGUCAUGGAUGCGCUGACUCGUGACUUCAUGAGCCAUCAAGCUCAUCUGCUGGAAGUUGCAGACAGCAUUCCUGGACUUUUUGACAACAAGGGGAAAACUUUGAAAAAAAUCGGCAGUUCUCUUUGGCGCCAGAGACAAAAUUACUGUGCAUAUGUAAUACAAAAAUCUUGGAGGUAUUACACUGGAAAAUUAGCGCAGUCUCCUGUUUUUUACAGCGAAGUAAGACUUGCCAGUGUUGGAGACAAGGUGGACACUUUUUUAGCAGCUGAAGCCCGAUCCAGCAGUCAUGCGUCCGUGUAAAGAUCCUUGACUUUAUAUAAAUUGCCUUGAAACUAAUUUGUUGUAUAGAAUACUGCUCUCAUGACGACAUUUAGGAUUUGACCUUUUAAAAAAAGUUUAAUAACUAUUGAAAACAAAAAACUAACAAUUUAUUGCAAAAAGCUGCAAGGCAUUAUAGAGCUUUUUUUGUAGUGGCAAGUUAAAGCAAAUUACUAUUUUUCCCUGUUUUAGAGCUUCUCUUGUUAUAGCAGGUCCAGAUAUGCAGACCCCCUCAGCGCUGGGUCAAUGGCCCAAGAAACCAAUAAGACAAAAAAGCAAUACUAUCUCAUGUAUCGCUAUAUUAUAACAAUGCUGGUGUUAAAAAUUUCACCAAUUGAAUACCUUGGUGCAAGAGGUAGAGGGGACAGCUCCACUUUUUAAAAAUUUUCAGGAACCUAAAUAAGUUUUAACAAUUCAUUUAUAAUGACUUUGUUUUCAUAUUUAAUAUUGUCUUAGAGUCUGCUUCUUCAAAACCAAUUUUAAUGAUAUAUUAACAAAAUAUGUUAAUUUUGUGUUUAUUAAUUGCUCUGUAUAGAAGCUGUCCUGUUCUUGCUGCAAAUACAAAUAAUACUUCAAAAAAAAAAAAAAAAGAUUGUUAAUAAUAAUUCACAUAAUAUUCGUUUCUAAUAAGGAACAACGGUUUUCUCCCCUUCCUCUGAAAUUUAGCCUUACAUCUAUUUUUCCUUAACAUCUAAUAGAAUAUGUUCCUUUUUGUCUGCUCACUUUUAAAAAAAGUAUAACAUUUGAAUUGUUUGCUUUUUAUUUAUUUCGUUUGGUUUUCAAUGCUAAAAUAUGUUAUAAAUUUGUUCCGGAUAUUGUAUGAGAGCAGUAUUCUGUAUCAAUAUUUUAUCCCACCAUGUUAACUGAAAAGUUAGAAAUAUAGUUAAAGCUCAGAAAAUAUGUGCUUCCAUAUGGGUUUGGAUUAUGGAAUAUUGUUGAGGAACAAAAUGACAAUUACUGAUGUAUAUAAGAACACUGGAAACAUGUUGCUCUUAUAUAAAUAUAUAGUUUUAGAAAUAGUUGCGUCAAUUUUAACCUGUAAAUGUGUAAAUAAAAAUUUAGUAGAGUUCCAGGACUUCACGCUACUCAAAACUAAACUUUCUCGUUGUUUUCUUAUUUUAAUUUUUGUAUUUGCCAGCAUAUAAUAGUGGUAAUGAUUCCAAUAAUCUGUGGUAAUAGAUUAUCUUUAUUUGAUUGCGUGCAGUUUCUCUGAAUGUUUAUAUUUAUGCUGCAGUAUGUAAUUAUAUAACAGAAGGAAAUUUAUAUUUUAUAUUUAACAACAUAUAAAUAUAAUU